AUGGAGGCGAUUAGGUAUUUAGCAAAUCAAGGAAUGGCUUUUAGAGGUGAUGAUGAAUCUUAUGACUCCUCUAAUCGAGGCAAUUUCAUUGAGUUGGUGAAGGCUUUUGCAAGAAUGAAUGUAAACAUUGAAAAAGUUGUGUUACAAAAUGCUCCCUUGAAUGCCCAAUAUAUUUCAAAUAAGAUACAAAAGGAGAUCCUAAGUAUCUAUUCUACCAAAGUGAGAAAAAGGAUACGCGAUGAAAUUGGGGAAGAUGGGAAAUUUUGUAUUCUUGUUGAUGAAGCACUAGACGACUCUAAGAAGGAACAAAUGGCUAUUAUCAUAAGGUUUGUUGGUUGUGAUGGGCAUAUUCAAGAAAGGUUUUUUGAUAUUGUGAGUGUUCAUGAUACUAACUCCUCAACUCUUAAAAGUGAUAUUUGUAAAGUUCUUGGCAAGCAUAAUCUUUUAGUGAGCAAUAUGCGUGGUCAAGGAUAUGAUGGUGCUAGCAAUAUGCGUGGUGAAUGGAGUGGCUUACAAGCAUUAUUUCUCAAAGAUUGUCCAUAUGCAUAUUAUAUACACUGCUUUGCUCAUCGUCUUCAAUUAGCUUUAAAUGGUGCAGCUAAAGAGGUAGGACUCGUUUGGAGAUUUUUUUCAAUGUUGAAUAACAUUGUGAAUUUUGUUGGUGCUUCUGCCAAACGCCAUUCUGAGUUAAAAUUAACCCGACAAGCUGAAAUUGAAGAAUUACUAGCUGCUGGAAGACUUGGGACAGCUAAAGGGGCUAAUCAAAUUCGUUGUUUGCAACGACCUGGAAGUACUCGUUGGGGGUCACAUUUUAAUUCUAUUAGGAGUUUGAUUGAUUUAUUUGGUGCAACCAAGACACUUCUAACGGAUAUCAGUCAUAAUGGACCUACCUCACAAUUUCGUGGCGAAGCAGAAGCAUUAGAUCCUCGUGAUGCUUUCAAGCGAUUUAACAUUGAUGAUAUAUGCACUCUUGCUGAGAAAUUUUACCCUUUAGAUUUCACUACAACUGAGUUGCAUGCUUUAAAUCAGCAAUUGGGAUUUUAUAAGAUUGAUAUGGAUCGCAUUCAAGCCUUCAAGAAUAUUGAUUCCAUCCCUAUAUUACUUGAGCGCUUAAUUGAGACAAAAUUAGCAGAAACAUACUACUUGAUUGACAGAUUGAUUCGUUUGGUGCUAACUCUUCCUGUGUCUACAGCAACAACAGAACGAGCAUUUUCAUAUUAUCAGUUGGGGGAGUUAAAUACUAGAUUCCCAGAUGGGACUGUGGAACUCCUUUCUCUUAGGUCAGCAUUAGAUCCUCGUGAUGCUUUCAAGAGAUUUAACAUUGAUGAUAUAUGCACUCUUGCUGAGAAAUUGUACCCUUUAGAUUUCACUACAACUGAGUUGUAUGCUUUAAAUCAGCAAUUGGGAUUUUAUAAGAUUGAUAUGGAUCACAUUCAAGCCUUCAAGAAUAUUGAUUCCAUCCCUAUAUUACUUGAGCGCUUAAUUGAGACAAAAUUAGCAGAAACAUACUACUUGAUUGACAGAUUGAUUCGUUUGGUGCUAACUCUUCCUGUGUCUACAGCAACAACAGAACGAGCAUUUUCAUGUAUGAGACUUAUUAAAAAUCGACUUCGGAAUAAGAUAGGUGAUGAGUUUCUUGCUGAUUGUAUGCUACUUCAGAGUGAAAGAGAAUUAGCUUAUAAUAUAGAUAAUGAAUCAAUAAUUGGUGAUUUUAAUGCUGUGAAGACUCGAAGGGUGCAACUUAUAUAA
Prunus avium (sweet cherry) is the source of this 1749-nucleotide messenger RNA. NCBI's taxonomy places the organism in Eukaryota, Viridiplantae, Streptophyta, Magnoliopsida, Rosales, Rosaceae. The record is from RefSeq and is a predicted model, not a curated record.